This is a messenger RNA of Telopea speciosissima, 1131 nucleotides long. RefSeq names its product leucine carboxyl methyltransferase 1 homolog. Bases 59 to 1087 code for a protein of 342 amino acids. The transcript is spliced from 13 exons. NCBI's taxonomy places the organism in Eukaryota, Viridiplantae, Streptophyta, Magnoliopsida, Proteales, Proteaceae. Gene Ontology annotation, biological process: methylation. Gene Ontology annotation, molecular function: methyltransferase activity. The record is from RefSeq and is a predicted model, not a curated record.
ACAGACGAAGAUCCUUACCCUCACUCUCUCUCUCUCGAUUCCCAAAAGUUGGAAAAUAAUGGCGAAACGGGUGUCGGAUUCCCAUACCAACACAGCAGCAGUUCAAGCCACCAACGACGAUGCUUCUGCAAGUAAACUAUCGUGCGUGAACAAGGGAUACAUGAAAGAUGACUACAUCCACUUGUUUGUGAGAAGACCUGUGAGGAGAUCCCCAAUAAUCAACCGUGGUUACUAUUCUCGUUGGGCUGCUUUUCGGAAGCUUCUGUUUCAGUUCCUCACUUGCGAAAGACAUGGGAGUGGAAAUGGUCACUUGAAAAAGCAGAUAGUAUCCCUUGGAGCUGGCUUUGAUACAACCUUUUUUCAGUUGCAGGAUGAAGGGAAUGCGCCAUAUUUGUAUGUGGAAUUGGAUUUCAAGGAGGUCACUAGUAAGAAGGCAGCUCUAAUUGACAGCUGCAAUCAGUUAAGAGAUAAAAUUGGGUCCACUGCAUUAAUUUCACGGGAGAAAGGUGAAGUUAUAAGUGAUCAUUACAAACUACUUCCUGUUGAUUUGCGUGACAUACAAAAGUUGGAUGAUGUCAUAACUCAGGCACAGUUGGAUCCAAGCCUGCCAACAUUUAUAAUUGCAGAAUGCGUUCUAAUUUACUUGGAUCCAGAUUCAACUUGUGCUAUAGUUGGUUGGGCUUCAAAGACAUUCUCUACUGCAACAUUUUUCUUAUACGAGCAGAUUCAUCCAGAUGAUGCUUUUGGGCAGCAAAUGAUCAGAAAUUUGGAGAUUCGAGGCUGUGGGCUUUUGGGAAUACAUUCUACACCUACUUUACUAGCCAAGGAAAAACUUUUUCUUGACCAGGGGUGGCAGAAAGCUGUUGCUUGGGACAUGCUGAGGGUUUAUAGUAACUUUAUUGAUGCUCAAGAGAGACACAGGAUUGAAAGGCUCGAGUUAUUUGAUGAGUUUGAAGAGUGGAACAUGAUGCAGGAACAUUACUGCGUGGCUUAUGCAAUCAACGAUGCCUUGGGAUUGUUUCAGUGCGUUGGGUUUCCAACCGAUGAUCAACGAAUGGUCAGUUCUUCGUCUGCCACUUCUCCGUAAAACAGAAGGAGCUAACUAACAAAGGUGGUCGGUCGUGUUGUGUU